AUGACGACGACUCCCAGUCGGCGUGCUGGCACCAGGUAUCAACCCCAUGCCGCUGAACUGACGUCUCCGAGCAGGCUCAAUGCCGGCUCUAUCCAGAAUUACAGUCCUCACACCUCUAGUGACCUUACUCGAGCGCAGCUCAAACACGACCUCAUCGGUUAUGCUACGUACCAAGUAGACGGCGUACUGGAGAAGAUCAUUGACUCCAAGCUCUCUCGCUUCCCUACUACGGAUUUCGUGGAUGGCGUAUUUUCCACAAUUCGAGAGAAACAUGUCCAAGAUCUGGAAAGACUGGUUAUGGUUUCUAAGGGAAGAGGCGAGGAGGAGGAGAUGUAUGAUCCCCUGUCCCGUAUUUUACGCACAAUCGAGGGGGCGGGAAAGCGUUACGGAUGCCCCCGUUCCUACAAUCGACAGUUUGUCAGCAUGAAUGAUAUUCCGCCAAAUGAAAAAGAAUCGGCUCUUCCUACGCAGAAGCCAGACUUCAUUCUUGCGGAAGUCCCACCUCCCAGCUCACGAGAUGUAGAUCUCACGGACGAGCUUGAUCCCCAUGACAUACUGUGGCGACAAGCUGCAAGUUUCAUCGAGGUCAAACCUCAUUCAAUGGACACUCCAAUUCCUUCCAAGCCUGACGCAAACUACAUCAAGGCUCUCCUUGCUCAGGGAGCAGAUUACGCCCGCAUCACACUUUCCGCACGUCCCUUCCAACUCUUCGUCUUAGGCAUGCUCAUCUUUGGCACCAAAUUUUGUGUGGGAAUGUUCGAUCGUCGUGGCGUCACAUUGUCCAAGGAAUACGACAUCAUCACUGAUUCGGGAUUGAGACAAUUCAUACGCGUGAGCCGUCGUUUGUUGUGCGAUUUGUCUGCGACAGCUCUCGGUCACGAUAGUACCGUGGAGCUUUUGCCAGGGCAGACGUGUUACCAAGAGGAGUACCCGUCUUUCCGGGUGACCAUGGGUGGAUCCGAUACACGCGAGUGGCGAACAGUUGGUCCUCCGAUCUGGUCAUCUCUGUCGUUGCUCGGCAGAGGAACGUCCACCUGGAACGCAUUCAUGGGUAGUCAACGUGUCAUUCUGAAGGUUGCUUGGCGCUCUGCAACACGCAUAUCCGAAACCGAAAUCUACGACAAGGUGCGACAAUCCCGACUGCGGGGAAUUGCGGAGUUUGUCACCGGAGGAGAUGUAUUUUUCCCUGGACGCAUGCAGGCUAUCAAAGUCAGUAUAAGCCGACUACGUGGCUUCUCUGAAGUGGACAAGGAUGCUGUCUUGCAUCGACUGACGUUAAGUACUGUCGGUCGGCCUCUCUGGGACUAUCGUUCGGAGGAGGAGCUCAUCCUAGGCUUUCGUGCGGCACUAAUUGGCCAUCAAGGAUUAGUUUCCUUGGAUAUACUGCACAGAGAUGUCAGUGCCGGCAAUGUCUUCCUUCCGUACCUCGAUGACGAGGACGAUGUGCCACCAAGGGGUUUCGAGGGCUUCUUGGCUGAUUUGGAACUGGCUUCACUGCCAGCGAAGGCUGAUAUUGAGCCUUAUGUUGCAGUUCCAGUACGAAAGCCAGAAUACACCAGCACAGGCUCUUAUUUAAUUCCAAUCCCUUCAGAUGAACUACCCCAAGAGAGGCCCACGCAUUGGACGUUUAAGACUGGCGUCUCGGCUUCCGAGGCAGCUCCUGGCCCCGAGAUGAAUGGUACAGCCAUAUUUAUGGCGUUAGAGCUUCUGGAGGCAAUUAAAAAAGGCAAAACAGUCGUUCGGGAUGUCCACCACGACCUGGAGUCAUUCGUAUACGUCCUGUUCUAUGUGCUGUACAAAAGGAUCUUGGCAGAACCCAGACCCACAGAUCGCCAACGUGAUUGGAAUGCACUACAAGCGGAGUACUUCAGGAUAUUUGCUGGUGCUACAGUGUCGCUCAUCAUUGCUGGGCGGGACCACUUGGUCCGCAAGGGUCCCAACCAGCUGCGGAGAUGGCUUAACAGGGCCGGUCAGAGACGCUUGUCUGACUUCGCGGUGAUAUGUAGCCGUCUUAUUAUAGCUCAGAAUCCUCCUGAAGAGGAUAAGGAAGAAGAACAGGAGGAGCAGACGAGAAGACUUCGGAAAUGGGAGAACAUAUCGGUGCGGAAGUUAAUGACUUACGACAAAUUGUUCGAGGCUUGCGAUGAUGUCUUGAAGUGA
Molecule: messenger RNA, 2160 nt
Organism: Sparassis crispa
Lineage: Eukaryota; Fungi; Basidiomycota; Agaricomycetes; Polyporales; Sparassidaceae
Exons: 4
Coding region: 1-2160 (719 amino acids)
Source: RefSeq, a predicted model, not a curated record